CUUUCUCUCUCCGGACUAUAAAUGACUCCAUCCUGUCGUUUAAAUGAUUCCAUCGGCAGCUCUUAAAAAGAAGAGGAAAAAGCUAUAUAAAUCCGAUUACAGGAGGGAGGGUGACCGGAAAAUGGCAGUUUAUACACGGAUCAAGCGGGUCACCGACCCGCUCGAUGACAGGGUGAAGGCCUGCAUCUGCGGGAGGGAUCACCGGACAACCGGCUACGCCAGCAGCGGCAGCGAGCACGAAGCCGAGGACUCGGCUUUCUUAUCCGAUCUCAUCCACGGUUUCUUAGAAGACGACGCCGGGGCACACCAGCCCGACGAUCCGGAAGAUUCCGACGGAGGCGAUCCGGGUCCGGAACCGACGGAGAUGAUCAAAGGGCUUCUUAAUCCAACGGUCGAUGAUCCGUUUCGGCUAUCGCUCAAGGCGCAGGUCACAAAAGCAUUGGACGCCUUCUCCGGUGUGGUGUCAGACGGAUCGCUCCUCCGGCGGGCGGUGAUGGGAUUUUUGAGGGAUUCCGGCUACAAUGCAGGCAUCUGCAAGACGAGAUGGGAGAGCUCCGGCGGACUGACCGGCGGAAGCUACGAGUUCAUCGAUGCGGUCAAGUGGGACGGCGCCACGUGGCAGAGGUACCUGAUCGACGUCGGUUUCGCCGGCCAGUUCGAGAUCGCGCGGCCGACGGAGCGGUACGCACGGCUUCUGCAAGCGCUGCCGAGGGUCUACGUGGGGAGAUCUGAGGAGCUGAGACAGAUUGUACGGCUGGUAUCAGAUGCGGCAAGGAAAUCAAUCAAGAGCCGGGGGCUACACCUGCCGCCGUGGAGGAAGAACCGUUACAUGCAGGCCAAGUGGCUGGGUCCGUACAGACGAACGUUAAAUCCCGUGAUGGGGAAGACGGACUGCGAUCGGUUCGCCGUUAAGUCUCGGUCAGUGGGUUUUAACGCCGUUACGGACACGUUACCCGUGAAGGGGAAAGGAGGCUGCUUUCUUCUCUGUGAAAAUUGAUAUUUACACCCAGUUUUUUCUUAUAAAUACAACCCUUCUUCUACA
Magnolia sinica is the source of this 1042-nucleotide messenger RNA. RefSeq lists its product as uncharacterized. Lineage: Eukaryota; Viridiplantae; Streptophyta; Magnoliopsida; Magnoliales; Magnoliaceae. The record is from RefSeq and is a predicted model, not a curated record. The coding region runs from base 44 to 997 and encodes 317 amino acids. The transcript has a single exon.